AUGACAUUGCAAUUGGUUUCUCUUAACUACUCAACACAACUCUCUUCUCUUUCAAGAACCGCUCAGACAUAUAUAUUCCAUCUCCAACUACCAAAGAAACAAAUCAAAAUUUNAGCGUACUCGAUCAUCGGCCUCUGGCACCUCUUCAGCUCCAUCAAACUCCACACCCUCCGCCCCAAAUCCUUCCUAACCCAGCCCUGGUUCCCCUUCCCGCGCCUCAGGCACCUCGAGCCCUUCACAAUCAUCCUCGUCACCACAAUCUUCUCGUCCAUGGAGCUAUCCAUCGGCCGCGGCCCACUAACAUCCACCAAGAAACUCCCCCACACGGAACACGUCCUCAUCGCCCUCUCGUUCUUCGUCUACGCCUCGUUCGCCGUCGUCCUGGACCGGGCCCACGGCCCGUCCCCCACAAAUAACGGGCUUGUCCACUUCCUCCAGGCCCUCUCCUUCGGGCUCCAGCUUCUCGUCCUUCACCUCCACUCCACCGACCACGCGGGCCUCGAGGGACACUACCACUGGCUGCUGCAGCUCGUCACCUUCGCGUCGUUGGCCGGGACGCUGCUGGCCGUCGGCUGGCCCGGGAGCUUCGUGAACUCAUUUGCUCGGGCUUUCAGCGUGGUCUUUCAAGGGGUGUGGCUGAUGGUGACGGGAGUCUUGCUGUGGAGCCCCCGGAUGCUUCCGGAAGGAUGUGUUUUGAAGGCUGGGCCGGGAAGGGUUGCGGUGUUGUGUAAAGGGGAUCGGGCCCUGGAUCGGGCCAAGGGGUUGGUUAAUGUUCAGUUUGGGGUGUGUUUGAUUUUGUGGGCGGUGAUUGCGAUGUCGUUUUAUGUGGUGAUGGUGAAGUGGUGGUGUCGUGGGGAGGGGGUUGUUGUUGAGUAUGAGUUUUUGGGUAAGGUUGAGGAGACGGGUGAGGGAGAUUUGGAGGAUAAACAGAGAUGCAAAUCGAGAAAUUCUUUACCAGUGUGA
Striga asiatica is the source of this 963-nucleotide messenger RNA. NCBI's taxonomy places the organism in Eukaryota, Viridiplantae, Streptophyta, Magnoliopsida, Lamiales, Orobanchaceae. The record is from the annotation of a GenBank genome assembly.